AUGAACCACGAAGGGCAGAAGCAGGUGCACAAGCUCAGUGGCGAGGAGAUUGCGAAGCAUAACAGUCGGGAGGAUUGCUGGGUCAUCAUCCACGGCAAGGCAUACGAUGUCACAGAGUGUACGUUUCCGUCUUGUCGUCACCCGCGCGCACGCGUUUGGAAAGCUCACUCGCUGAUGAAUCCAUCGUACACCAGUCUUGCCAGAACACCCCGGCGGCCCCAAGGUCAUCCUCAAAUACGCCGGCAAAGAUGCCACCGAGGAAUACGAACCGAUCCACCCCCCGGACACGCUCGACAAGUUUCUGGACCAGAGCAAGCAUUUGGGCGAGGUGAAUAUGGAAACGGUGGAGAAGGAAGAGAAAGAGGUGGAUCCGGCGGAGAUUGAGAGACAGGAGAGGAUCAAGCAUAUGCCCAUCUUGGAGCAGUGUUAUAACUUGAUGGACUUUGAGGCUGUUGCCAGGAGGGUGAUGAAGAAGACUGCUUGGGCUUAUUACUCGAGUGGUGCGGAUGAUGAGAUUGUGAGUUUGUGGGAACGAAGAUACUGGGUCGAGGGAUGCUUACAGGUGAUGGCAGACGAUGCGAGAAAAUCACAGCGCCUUCCACAAGAUCUGGUUCCGGCCUCGAAUCUUGCAGAACGUGGAGGAAAUCGACCUCUCGAGUACCAUGCUCGGCACCAAGGUCUCCAUUCCUUUCUACGUGACCGCUACCGCUUUGGGGAAACUCGGAAACCCAGAGGGCGAAGUCGUCCUGACCCGCGGUGCACGGAAACACAAUGUCAUCCAGAUGAUCCCGACUCUGGCUUCUUGCUCGUUCGACGAGAUCGUGGACGCAAAGGAAGGCGACCAGGUGCAAUGGCUCCAGCUGUACGUCAACAAGAACCGCGACAUCACCAAGCGAAUCGUGGAACAUGCGGAAAAGCGCGGCUGUAAGGGUCUCUUCAUUACCGUGGAUGCUCCCCAGCUGGGACGCCGGGAGAAAGACAUGCGAUCCAAGUUCUCCGACGUGGGGUCCAAUGUGCAGAAUACCGGUGGUGACAACGUGGAUCGCUCUCAAGGCGCCGCAAGGGCUAUCUCCUCCUUCAUUGACCCGGCAUUACAGUGGAGCGAUAUUCCGUGGUUCUUGUCUAUUACCAAAAUGCCAAUCAUACUCAAGGGCGUGCAGCGCGUGGAAGACGUGAUCCAAGCCAUCUCCUACGGCGUCCACGGCGUGGUCCUCUCCAACCACGGCGGUCGACAGCUGGAUUUCGCCCGCUCCGGAGUCGAAGUCCUCGCAGAAGUCAUGCCGGAACUCCGCCGUCUCGGCCUUGACAAGAAGAUCGAAAUCUACAUCGACGGAGGCAUCCGUCGCGCGACGGACAUCAUCAAGGCACUCUGCCUGGGCGCCAAAGGUGUCGGGAUCGGACGUCCAUUCUUGUACGCCAUGAGUGCGUACGGCCUCCCCGGGGUGGAUCGGGCGAUGCAGUUGUUGAAGGACGAGAUGGAAAUGAACAUGCGGCUGAUUGGGUGUAGUAAUGUUGACCAGCUGGGGCCGGAGUUUGUGGAUACGAGGGCGUUGAGUAUGCAUUCCACCAUCGUGCCGAGUGAUGAGCGGAGUCUGGCGGUUUAUGAUGUUAUGGCUGGGCCGAGGAGUGCGGAGUGGGAGAGGAGUGUGAAUGCGAAGCUUUAG
Lecanosticta acicola is the source of this 1664-nucleotide messenger RNA. The record is from the annotation of a GenBank genome assembly. Lineage: Eukaryota; Fungi; Ascomycota; Dothideomycetes; Mycosphaerellales; Mycosphaerellaceae.